Molecule: messenger RNA, 2587 nt
Organism: Pseudo-nitzschia multistriata
Lineage: Eukaryota; Bacillariophyta; Bacillariophyceae; Bacillariales; Bacillariaceae
Source: the annotation of a GenBank genome assembly
CUUGCCUGCCAUUGUUUGGAUUCGAACAAGGGGUAGUAGCGAAACACAACACACCGUUCGGAAGAAUACCAAAACUCCGGGGAUGGAGGAAGGUCGGCAACAAUUUCCUUCUGGGGACACCCACGGGAGCGAUGUUCGCGUCCCGUCGGAUGGCAAACGCCCCAGCCAACACGGGAACAACGAGGGAGGCAGACGUAUUCCGAGCUACCAGUCCGAUCAGAAGGAUCGGCACGAAAUCUACCGAGAGCGUCUCGGCGAUGCAUCCGGUGGCCACGGCGGGAGGAGGGAGGAACCGAGCAACAGAGGAUACCGCACGAAAGAGCCGCCACUCAGGUCGCUGUCGUCGCGACGGGAAACUCCUUCUGCAAGCCACCAGAGAGGCAACGAAGGCGGCACCGAAGAACGAAGACCCAGAAACAACGACGGCUGCCACGACUCUCGGCGAGCAAACCCAGCAGGUAGCUGCCAAAAUAACGAAACAAGAACAUACUUCGUUCAUAUUUCUGCAAUCAUUGGUGUCUUCUAACGAAUCGCAUUCGUCGCUUCGCUUCUUAUUGCUCCUGUGACACAACUCUCUGUCUGCUUUUUAUGUGACAAAAAGUGAACGCCCGCAGAAGCUGGGGUGGCGACCAUCGUCGCCACUACCGUGACCACAGCGGCGAUUACAAUCACAACGGUGGCGACACCAAUCGGUAUGAUUCCAGGCGACGGUACGAUCGCCACGGCGACGGAGAACACGAACAUGCCGACGAUCGCUAUCGGCGCGACUCGGUGGGACGGGGUAGGAGGACGGGCGACGGCAGAGACCAGCGAUACGGCGAUCGGUACGACGAGUUUGGGAGGCGGGGAAGAGGGCGCAGCAUCGACGACGACGACUUUUGCUACGGCGACAAAGGCGACCGCCGAAAACGGUCGGACAGCGGCUAUUGCUCGGACGAGCCGUUCGAACGCUCCCGCCGCGACGGAAGAAGGACUUCGGCUGGUCGUCGCGACGGUUGGGAACGCCCACGUUCUCGUUCCAGAGACUACAAAACCGAUGGUGACUACGAUUAUGAUCGUGAUCGCGACAGCAGCGACAACGACAACUGCGAAGAAACCUCGAAGAAACGCGAACCAAAGGAGAAAGAACGCGAGUGGCCGCCGUCCUUUCAAAAGGAUGGAUCCGCAUUCACCUUCGAUACUCGUUCUGCCAUGUUCUACGAACCGCUCUCAGAUUUCUUUUACGAUCCAAAGAGCAAACUGUACUACGGGAACAAGAAAUCCGCCUAUUUCCGUUACGACGUAGCGGAAGAUCCACCCUUUGUACAGGUGAAAAAGAUGACGGCCGAAGAAGUAGAGGAACAACACCGAGGAGACGGGGGAGGCUUUUCCCAAGAAAAACUGGCGGUCAGCGACCGGGCAUCGGCGGUGGUGUCCAAACCGAAAAUCGCCAUCAAGCUAAAGACCAAAAAGGUCAAGUCGUCGAAAGCCACCGCGAACACCGAGGGGAGCAAUCACCAGCCUGGUGCUGGGACUGUUUCCAGAGCGAAACAAGAGCAAAUAGCAAACAUCGGCAAGUGGACCGAGAAACAGGCAGAGCUGAAGCAGACCGAACCCGGUGCCGACACUUCUCGAACCGCUCCUCCGGCACCGCGGCAAGGGGAAGGAACCGAUACAGCGUCCCCAAAGGUUCGCACCACGGCCAAGGGCGAGCCGAUCUGCCUCCUUUGCAAGCGCAAGUUUCCGGACCUAGCAAAGCUCCGGCUUCACGAAAGAGCCUCCGAGCUCCACAAGAAAAACCUGCAGAAAUUCCGGGAGAAGAAAAAACGGCAGCAAAACGAUGCGUCGGCGAAACGAAAGCCGGAAGGUAGCGAAGCCAGCGCUGCGGGUACAAAUGCCGCCCCGGUUGCCAACGAAACCGUAUACACGGACCGCGCCAAAAAACGGAGGCAGCUGCACGGAGUGGAGCUGUGCGCUUCGGCAAACGGGCUGCCCUCGCUGGGCCGAACGGGCGAGAGAAAGGAACCGCCGCCGGAUCUUCCUUCCCCCGCGCAAGCCCCCGGAAGCGAUCUGUUCCAGGAAUCCAAUGUGGGGAAGCAGAUGCUCCAGAAACUAGGGUACAAGUUCGAUUCGGUCCCACCCGGUUCGAACCCGCCACAGCAGGAACAGGAACAGCAAACGAUGGUUUCCGAUGCUAGCACGAAACCCAGAACCACGAACGAGCACCUUCGCAAAGAAUGGGAUCGCAUAGAAGCCUUGGCCGCUGCUAAGUCAAAAUCUCGCUAUCCAUCGAAACACUAGGUUGCAGAUGCCAAGUUCUUGCAGAUGCACGUCAUUAUGAGUCACCUUGCCAUCCGUCGAUUAAAAACAUAGUUCCUGUCCUAACCAGGGGUGCUCGUGUGUGGCGGUGAUACUACUCUCCAGUGCGUUCGGGUCUCAGCUUUGACCUAGUACUAGUAGUCCAUCGACGUUUCUUCUUGAAAGGCUAGCUUUGGUAGUUUUACUCUACUCGCUUUCGUAGAACUAUGAGUCUUGCACCAGUGCCACGACUUCAUUUGUUAGCAAAGAUAAUGAUGCAAUUGCCGAUUAAUAAUAUUAUGGAUACAAA